Messenger RNA from Oppia nitens, 815 nucleotides. RefSeq lists its product as uncharacterized. The record is from RefSeq and is a predicted model, not a curated record. Bases 156 to 752 code for a protein of 198 amino acids. The transcript is spliced from 2 exons. Lineage: Eukaryota; Metazoa; Arthropoda; Arachnida; Sarcoptiformes; Oppiidae.
AGAUCUUAUGAGUGCGACCGGUUUAGUAGUAAUAGUAUUGUUUGGUAUACAUUGUAUUGCCAUACGAUUGGACACAACAACAACUAUCACCACAAACACAUCACUCAAGACAUUCAAUACAAUUAUCAUCGACAGAGACGACGACAACAACAACAAUGUCUUGUGUCGCUUGUAUAGUAAAAUUGUGUGAAUAUUACUGUGAGAUAUCACCCGAAUUGGUCGACGCCGACUACAAUACAUCCAAUAACAGACGAUACAAGUAUUGUCGACACACAUGUCUUAUCAAUCCGAUUGAUAUAUUCAAAGAAAUUGUCGACAAUUAUGACAUUAAUAGAAAGGAUAUUCAGUUACAGUUAGGCAGCGCUUCCAAUGAAGUCAAAAAGUGGUACAAUUUUAUCAGUUUUGGUGAUUAUACUGAUGAAGACAAACAGAAAAAUCUGAUUCGCUUUCAAAUGCGUGCAAAUUAUGUGACCGUAAGUGUAUCGUUGGCCGCACUCUCACCGCACACUUGCGAUAAACUCAUGAAGUUUAGGAUAAAUACGGCACAAAUACUAACUAUUGAACAAUUGAAACAAAAGUUGGCCAUUGAGUACAUGUUUGCCGCCGAAUCGGUUUCAUUGUAUUUGUCCGAUACUAACAAACAUUUUACUAAUCGUCAGCUCUUGGAUGAUAUGGCCGUCAAAAAUGCCUGGUUUUACCCACACUUUAAUCGCAGUGUUAUUCAUAUUAUACCCAACUGUGGCGUCAAAUAAAUAACUAAAUUUAUCAGUCAAUCAAAUCAUAAAAUUCUUUCAAUGUUCAGUACUCUGUCGAUA